AUGAGCAUCAGAAUUCCGAAUCACGAACAUGGGCCUAGAACUCGAAAGGGCAACACAGCUGUCAACAUGCGCGUGCAUGAGCCUAUUGAACCGCGGGUGGGCGGGCCCCUCCUGCGUCUCCUUAAGACCAAUCCCACGGAUGCGGAAGCCGCAGAGGGCACGCCUGCUCGAAUAAUCACGGGAUCAGAACAACCCGGCGUACUGGAGCGGAUUGUUUCCCAUGAUUUCGGCGAGAUCCUUGUUUCUGAAAGUAUAAUUGCCACUGUCAAGGAUGGAACGAGACGUGCCCGACGUAAGACAACUUGGGACGAGGACGAGGCUGUGGCGAAAGCAGAAUGUAUUGGCUCGUGA
Messenger RNA from Aspergillus nidulans FGSC A4, 351 nucleotides. RefSeq lists its product as uncharacterized. The coding region runs from base 1 to 351 and encodes 116 amino acids. The record is from RefSeq and is a predicted model, not a curated record. NCBI's taxonomy places the organism in Eukaryota, Fungi, Ascomycota, Eurotiomycetes, Eurotiales, Aspergillaceae. The transcript has 4 exons.